CCCCCCAGUCAUGCCCAUGCUCAUGCUGUGUCUGCUGUGCGCCCUGGCGAUGGUGGCCCAGCCUGCCCCGGUGGCCCCCAUGAGCGGCUCGGAGCCGGCGCAGCAGGAAGAGCUGACCCUGCUCUUUCACGGGGCCCUGCAGCUGAGCCAGGCUCUCAACGGUGUGUACAGGGCCACCGAGGCACAGCUGACAGAGGCCGGGCGCAGCCUGAGCCUCUAUGGCCAGGCGCUGGGGCUCCUGGGGCAGGAGGUCAGCCAGGGCCAGGAUGCAGCCCAGGAGCUACGUGCGAGCCUACUGGAGAUGCAGAUGGCAGAGGAUGGUCUCAAGCUGCAGGCAGAAGCCACAGCCCAGGCGCUGGAGGAAGUGGCCCAAGGACAGCAGGUGCUGCGGAAGAAAAUGAAGCGGAUGGAAGUCCAGCUGAGAGGCGCUUGGCUGGGCCAUGCCCGCCAAGAAUUUGAGGCCUUAAAGGCCCAUGCAGACAAGCAGAGCCACAUCGUGUGGGCCCUCAUGGGCCACAUGCAGCGACAGAAGCAGGAGAUGACGGCACAGCAGCAGCGGCUGAGAGAUAUUCAGGAGAGGUGUGCCUGGUGGGGGGUUGGGCGUGCCAGGCAGCGGGAUGGGGAGCCCUGCUCCUUGGCUGAACCUCACCUCCCUCCCAGACUCCACACGGCGGCGCUCCCAGCCUGAGACCUGUCUGGGUGGAACUGAGGACCAGUCACGCACCGGGGGAUGCUGCCAUGCCCCACGCGGCCCCUGCACAGGGAGGAGCUGCCUGUCUGCUGAGGUCGGCCAGGGCGCUGGGCCCCAUUUCCGGCCAUGGAGCAGAGACGAAAGCAGGCAGGGACGCAGGCAGAGGACACGGACCGUCGAGGAGGGGUGGAGGAAGGACACGCCCCUUCAUUCCUAUCCAUCCCCCAUUAAAGCAGAGCAGUGGCAUCUCAGGCCAGUGUCUGUGAGUGUCGGGGAAAGGGCAUCUCCCUUUGCACGAUGCCUGAAUGCCCCUAUUCAAGUGCCCGGCUGCCCCA
This is a messenger RNA of Aethalodelphis obliquidens (Pacific white-sided dolphin), 1026 nucleotides long. It is a transcript of the gene ANGPTL8, whose product is annotated as angiopoietin like 8. NCBI's taxonomy places the organism in Eukaryota, Metazoa, Chordata, Mammalia, Artiodactyla, Delphinidae. Gene Ontology annotation, cellular component: extracellular region. The transcript has 3 exons. The record is from RefSeq and is a predicted model, not a curated record. The coding region runs from base 11 to 688 and encodes 225 amino acids. Gene Ontology annotation, biological process: regulation of lipid metabolic process; triglyceride homeostasis.